Camponotus floridanus (Florida carpenter ant) is the source of this 1755-nucleotide messenger RNA. Its product is annotated as zinc finger BED domain-containing protein 1-like. Bases 1 to 1755 code for a protein of 584 amino acids. The record is from RefSeq and is a predicted model, not a curated record. Lineage: Eukaryota; Metazoa; Arthropoda; Insecta; Hymenoptera; Formicidae. Gene Ontology annotation, molecular function: protein dimerization activity. The transcript is spliced from 2 exons.
AUGUGGAAACACUACGAACAUGCUUCUCCAAAAAGUACAAAUUCAUGUAAUAGCAAAAUCAAGAAAGCAGCAGUAAAAAGAUCAUUUCAAGAAGUCAACAAUACCGAGUCAACUCAAUUAAACCCACCAAAGAAACAAUGCGGUGAUUCAUCUGAUAAUUAUGGAAUAAAAGAAGCAUUCAAACGUGUAGAUUCUUUCAAAGAAGGAGGUUCUAUAUCAGAUAAAAUUACGAAUGCAAUUUUAUUUAUGAUAUGCAAAGAUUUACUUCCUAUUUCUACUGUAGAACAUGAAGGGUUUUUAACACUACUUAAGAUUUUGGCACCUCUUUACAAGCCUCCUUCGACCAAAACAAUGACUAAAAGACUUGAAUCUCGACACGAUGUCAUGAAACAAGCUUUUGUUAAAGAACUUCAAGAUGCAGAUCAUUAUUGUUUAACCUGUGACAACUGGACUGACUCUUCUAAUAAAAGCUAUUUAGGAGUAACAAUUCAUUACCUACAAAAGUCUUCUAAAAUGAAAAGUGGAUGUCUUGGAUGCUUUCCACUUCAUGAGCAUCAUACAGCUGAGUACCUUAAACAAUCGUUGCAACAAUUAUUCGAAGAAUUUAAUAUCACAACGGAAAAACUUACAGCUAUAAUAUCGGAUGGCGAGGCAGCUAUUAAAAAAGCUUGCACUGAAAUAGUUGGAAAAGAUAAACAUAUUGUUUGUAUUGCUCAUGUUGUAGCUCACCUUCUUCCCGACGCACUAACUAAGUUUCCAGAAUUAACUAGUAUCAUUGAGCAAAUAAAAUCCAUAGUGACACUUAUCAGAAGAAGUAUUCCAGCAUCAGAUAAGCUUAGAGAGUUGCAAUUAAAAGCAAGAAAGAGUGAAGGAACUGCACUUAGCCUUAUACAAGACGUUCCCACUCGAUGGACAACAAAAGUUGACGCGAUUGAAAGGUAUAUGGAAUUGGAACCAUAUAUUUAUGCAGCCAUGUCUGAAUGUGCAAAUCCUAUUGACGUCUUAAAUAGAGAACAGAUAAAAAUUCUUAAUGAUAUAUUCCCAUUAAUGAAGCCUAUAAGAGAUGUUAUAAAAGAGAUAAGUGGAGACUCGUAUCCUACCUGCAGCAUAAUUAUUCCCAUCAUUCACUGUAUGAGAAAAAAAAUAGAUGACGUCAAUCUUCAAACAGAAAUUGGGAAAAAUUGUAAAAUAAAGAUUCAGGCUGCUAUAUCACAAAGAUUUAAAAACUUUGAGCAUGUUCCGCUAUUAUCAAUGGCAACUAUAUUAGAUCCUCGAUUUAAAAAAGUCCAUUUCAAAGAUGUAUUAGCUGUUUAUCCUGCUAUAAGCCGAAUCAACGCUAAGCUUAAAGAUUUUAAGUCAAAAACUCCUGAACAUCUACUUGAAUCUCAAACAGAAAAAUUGGAGAGUAUAUGGGAUUUCCAUGACACGUUAGAACUGGAACAAAAAUAUAUUUCUAAUGCAUCAAAGAAUCUAGAACUUGAGCAGUACCUACAACUAGAAAGGAUCCCGAGGAAGGACGACAUUUUUAUGUACUGGAAGAGUGUGGAAACAACUUUUCCUUCACUUAGCAAACUAGCUUUAAGACAUUUGUCAGUAAUUGGAACAUCCGUUCCCUGCGAACGCUUAUUCUCAAAAGCAGGAUUGAUUAAGCGUGAUAAUCGGAACAGAUUAACUAGCAGGCACCUGAAUAUAUUCUCAAUAGAAAUGGAAAUCAGGUGCCCUAAAGUAAAUAAAAAUAAUUUGAAGCGUACAUAA